CCGCAUUUAUUUGUUAUCGCCGCCAUUUUGAAACAGUGACACCAACAUUGCCAAUUCAGAAUUUUAUCAUUGUUAUUAAAUUAUUGUUACCUAAAUAAUUAAUUAAGUUUGCAAAUAUUCAGAAUUCGUGAAAAGACAUCGCUAAUGUGAAAACAGUGUAAGUGUGAGGUUAGGUCGCAAUGUUUAGCGAUUCGAUCUACGACUGGAGGGCCCACAACAGGCAAUUGGCCCUCGAGGGCCGCGCAACUUUGGAGAGAACGGGUGAAAGCCUCGCGAGGUCCAACCAAAUAGCCAUUGAGACGGAACAAAUCGGUAACGAAGUCGUCUCCGAGUUAAAUGAGCAAAGAGAAACCUUGUUGAGGACCAGAAGCCGCCUUGAAAAUGCCAACGAACAGUUGGACACCGCCAAGACGGUCCUCAAGAGGAUGGGGCGCAACGCCAUAUACAACAAACUGAUCCUAAUCUUGAUUAUAAUAAUAGAAAUCGCCAUACUUGUCUCACUCACAUAUUUGAAAUUUUUCAAGAAAUGAUUUAUUAAAUAAAGAUUAUCUACAUUCGUUCUGACACUCUA
Molecule: messenger RNA, 571 nt
Organism: Tribolium madens (black flour beetle)
Lineage: Eukaryota; Metazoa; Arthropoda; Insecta; Coleoptera; Tenebrionidae
Gene: Vti1b
Product: vesicle transport through interaction with t-SNAREs homolog 1B
Exons: 1
Coding region: 180-530 (116 amino acids)
Biological process (GO): intra-Golgi vesicle-mediated transport; retrograde transport, endosome to Golgi; regulation of protein localization to plasma membrane
Cellular component (GO): late endosome membrane; ER to Golgi transport vesicle membrane; SNARE complex
Molecular function (GO): SNARE binding; SNAP receptor activity
Source: RefSeq, a predicted model, not a curated record